AUGGCAGUGAACAAAAUGAUUUAUAACCUGUUUUUAUUAUGGAUUAUAACAGAAUACAAUCAAGUGUACACCUGUACCACUAACACAGUGCAAUAUGCAAACAGAGGAGGAAGUGUUGUAUUACAGUUUCAAGCCGUGACUGUGAACCCAAGAUAUGCUACAGUACUUGUUCAUAAUUAUGUCGAUAAACCUAAUGGCAUGCCACUGGUAUCAGUCUUAUACGUAAAUGGAUCUAUAGCAAAGCCAAAUCUAGAUUGCUGGGGUUGCACCUUUGUGGGUGAUACAUCUACAGGAAAUAUUUCAAUGAGACUAGAUAAUCUCCAGGUAGCAAAUGAAGGAACUUAUAAACACGGAACUUCAUCAGAAGCUGUGAAAUGUAUUACUGUUUACAUUUUAGAUGCUGUCAAAACUGUGAAACUUACACCACCUACAAAUUCUAUAAUGGAGGGUGUAGAAUCAUUGUUUACCUGUGAGACAUCGGCAUGUCGCCCAGCUGCAAAUGUGUCAUGGUUUAAGGAGUCAGUUAAUGGACAAAGCCAUGAGAUUACUGAUGUUAUUCCUUGGACAGAAGAGGCUCACGGAGGUCUUGCUAAAUCUAUAAGUUUCUUAGAGUACAUACCUUCAAGAAAUGAUACCGGAGCUAAAUUGUACUGCACAGCGUUAAAUAUACUUGAAAGACCACCGGUGAAAUCAGAUAAAUUUACGCUAAACGUGCAAUAUUCUCCUGAUGGUCCACCGAAAAUCCAUGGCUACGCUGACGGUAACACAUACAAAAUCUUUAAAAGCACUCAAGGCGAACUUUCUUGUUCAAUCAAGGGAGGUAAUCCACUAGCGAUAUUAACAUGGGACUGUUUUAACAAUGGAUCAUCGCCAUUAAGUGUAAAUUCAACAGUUACAAGAACAGUUACCUGGACAGCAUCCCCUGGUCAAGACAGACCAUGUACCUGCCAUGCAUCUCACCCAGUUGUGGGUGAUCAAUCAGUGUCGGUCAUUGUACAAGUUUUAUAUAAGGCUUCAAUUACGUCAUUUGUCGUCGAAGGAUAUACAGAACCACAUGUGUCUGUAACAGUCAACGAGAGUGACAAUUUGCGAUUUAUAUGUUCUGUAGACAGUAACCCGGCCUCAAGUAUUGAAAUACAAUUUGAAGGCAACACACUACAAAGACAGGAUAAUACAAAUAGUCUUGCAUACACCUUUAAUGCCACCUGUCUGGAUGCUGGCAUUUAUAGAUGUUCUUCCGAGAAUCAGUAUAAUUAUGGAAACUUGUCUCUGAUGGAGUUGACACUGUAUGUAAGAUGUUCCCCACGCCCUCUUCGUAAAAGCAGACGGGAAUUCCCAAGUUCUUUGAAUGUUCCAGUGCUAAUGAGAUUUACCGCAUUGGCUUAUCCAGAACCAGGACGAAAUGGAUUCGUCUGGCACAAGGAAAAUGGGUCAACGUGGGUACAAUUACUGAGCAAUACAGACCUGUUGAUAUCGUCAUCAGAAUUGCAGACUGACCUGAUAAUCAAAAAUAUGUCUAAAACAGACUAUGGGCAUUAUCGAGUUACAGUAACGAACGAAAUUGGCAAAUAUGAGCAGCACAUGUUUCUUACAGUGGAGGAUAUUAACAAAGACACAUCUGUCAACAUAACCUUGAACGUUGGUAUUACCCUUGGUAUGCUAUGUGCUGUCCUUUUUGUGUAUGCAAUUAUUGCAACUGUUUUGCUUGUACGGAAAUCAAAAUUUAAAGAAACACAGCGUGGGCAACAAACCACCUUUGUCAACCGAAUCUUCAUACCUGAUGACUUUGCCAGUGCUGGAAGGGGAUACACGCAAAAUAAUACUGAGCCUACCAACGAAGGAUAUGAAGAACCUAUACAUCAGUAUACAGCUCUAGAACGACAUACAAAUGACGACCGAAUGCUGUAUGAUUUGAUUCAACAAACAUAG
Messenger RNA from Mercenaria mercenaria, 1929 nucleotides. RefSeq lists its product as uncharacterized. The transcript has 9 exons. Gene Ontology annotation, biological process: cell-cell adhesion. Gene Ontology annotation, cellular component: cell-cell junction. NCBI's taxonomy places the organism in Eukaryota, Metazoa, Mollusca, Bivalvia, Venerida, Veneridae. The record is from RefSeq and is a predicted model, not a curated record. The coding region runs from base 1 to 1929 and encodes 642 amino acids. Gene Ontology annotation, molecular function: cell adhesion molecule binding.